Messenger RNA from Microplitis demolitor, 777 nucleotides. RefSeq lists its product as uncharacterized. Bases 139 to 684 code for a protein of 181 amino acids. The record is from RefSeq and is a predicted model, not a curated record. The transcript is spliced from 2 exons. Lineage: Eukaryota; Metazoa; Arthropoda; Insecta; Hymenoptera; Braconidae. Gene Ontology annotation, molecular function: DNA binding.
UAUUUACCACAAAAUUUUUUUCUUCUAUGUCGUGAAUAUUCAUUUUAUUUAUUAAUAUUUAAAAAAUAAAUCAUUAAUUUACAUCUGACAUAAAUAAUUGAUUACUUUUAAUAAAAACAAUUUUUAUACAAUAUAAAAAUGUCUGGUCCAGAUGUUAAGAUUAAAUUGAUAAAUUGUGUACGUAAAUAUCCAGGAUUAUAUAAACCGACAUAUGAAAUGUAUCGUAAUCGUAAUUAUUCAAUAACAGCUUGGGAAAAAAUAAUUAAAGAGUGUAACAUUGAUACCGUGACGAAAGCUAAAGACAUGUGGGCUAGUCUCCGCAAAUCUUAUAUCGGUCAUUUAAAAGCACCUGGAAAAAAUCCACCAAAAUAUUUUCAAGAAAUGAGUUUUUUGCGUCAAUAUAUACCCGAGACAGCUGCCGAUGGAUUUAAUGAUGACGAGCCAGUUAAAUUGAAAACUGUCGCCUCUGCAGUCUUGAAACCAACCACCAAAAAACAAGAAAACGCUAAAGUUGGAGCCGUGAAGAAGCAGCCAAAGCAACCGAAGGAUAAAAUCCCAGAUGAUUUAAAACUUUUCUUUGACUCCAUGUACGCUACGACCAAAAAACUGCCCUCUUCGCUUCAGCGCCACGUGAGAAAUCAAAUAUUCGAAAUCGUUUCAUACGCUGAAAACACUAUGGAUUAAUUUGACCGUCAGCUAAUUUAUAUUUCAUUCAAUACAACCAUUAUAACUUUAUUAUUAUCAUCAUGUAAUCGGCGUGUUCAAUACCGUCGAGUU